CUUAAUAAUGCUCUUUCACUCAAAGCUUAAAGCUGAAAGGACACUCGCCCCAUCCAUCAUCAUCCACACAAAAAGAGUUCAGAUUCUCUACUCUAUUUAAUAUUUAUACCCCACAACGCUCACCCAUUACCCACAAUUCUAUCCCCUCCUUUUCCUGGGCAGGGCAAAUUAUAGAUGCCUCUUUUAACAUAAGCUCUUUUGGGUUGGUCUGUUUCGCGGGAAACAUGGAACAAGAAAUGAAGAACUGCACAACCAAAGGUGAAGAAGAAACAGUAAGAGGAGAAGAUGACGGAAACAAGUGGGUAUAUGAUUCUUCUUUGGAUCAUAAAGGAAGGGUUCCUCUCAGAACUUCUACUGGUGUGUGGAAAGCAGCACUUUUCAUCAUAGUGAUCGAGUUCAGCGAGAGGCUGACCUAUUUUGGAACGGCCACAAAUCUCAUCUCCUACCUCACAAAAGUGAUUCAUCAAGACCUUAAAGAAGCUGCCAAAAGUGUAAACAACUGGGCAGGGGUAACAACUAUGAUGCCUUUACUUGGAGGGUUCUUUGCUGAUGCCUACACCGGUCGAUUUUCUAUGAUUUUGAUUUCAUCCGGCCUCUAUCUUAUGGGAAUGGGCCUCUUGACAAUGUCCCAAUUCAUCCCUGGCCUAAAGCCGUGCAGUACAGACACGUGCAGCCAUCCUAGGAAGGUUCAUGAAGUGGUUUUCUUCCUUGCAAUUUACCUAUUGUCUCUUGGAACUGGAGGCCACAAGCCCUGCUUGGAAAGCUUUGGAGCCGACCAGUUUGAUGAUGACCACACUGAAGAAAGGAAGCAAAAGAUGUCUUAUUUCAACUGGUGGAGCUUUGCGCUUUGUUGUGGCCUCUUGCUUGGGGUAACCUUGAUUGUUUAUCUGGAAGACUAUGUGAGCUGGGGCCUUGCAAGUCUCAUUCUGACGGCUACUAUGGCUGUUGCGGUUAUGAUCUUCUACUUUGGCAAGCCCUUUUAUCGGUAUAGGGUGCCAGAGGGCAGCCCCUUGACACCAAUGUUACAGGUUUUGUUUGCAGCCAUUAGGAAGAGGAAUCUGCCAUAUCCCCCCAACCCGGCUCUAUUGUACGAGAAGUCGCAUAAGGACAAAGGAAGGCUCCUAUAUCACACAAACAAUCUCAGGUUUCUUGACAAAGCAGCCAUAGUUGAAGGAAGCACGAACUUACUGACCGAGAAACAACCAAAUCCAUGGAGGCUAGCAACCGUGACCGAAGUGGAGGAGAUGAAGCUGGUAAUAAACAUUAUUCCCAUAUGGCUAACUUCACUACCCUUCGGGGUAUCUCUGGCACAAACCACCACAUUCUUCGUCAAACAAAGCAGCACAAUGAACCGGAAAAUAGGCAACGAUUUUGAGAUCCCACCUGCCUCUAUCCACGCUCUUUCUGCAAUUGCCAUGAUGGUUUCUGUCGCCAUAUAUGACAAGAUCCUAGUCCGGAUGCUAAGAAGAGCCACAGGCAACGAACGAGGAAUCAACAUCCUCCAGAGGAUUGGCUUUGGCAUGAUAUUUUCCAUCCUAGCAAUGGCUACAGCAGCAAUAGUUGAAAUGAAGAGGCUGAGGGUUGUGGAGAAAGAGAUCAUAUUGGGAGGGAAAACCGGCACGUUAUCUAUGAGUGCGUUUUGGUUAGGCCCUCAGUACAUUAUUCUAGGCAUUGGAGAUUCCUUCACUCUUGUUGGUCUGCAAGAGUAUUUCUAUGACCAAGUUCCAGAUUCAAUGAGAAGCCUAGGCAUAGCCAUCUAUCUGAGUGUGAUUGGAGUUGGAAGCUUCUUGAGCAGCUUUCUGAUAACUCUGGCGGAUCAUGUCACCAAGAAAAGUGGGACUAGUUGGUUUGGAAAGGACACUAAUAAGAGCCGUUUGGACAAUUUCUACUGGCUCUUGGCAGUCUUAAAUGGCCUUAAUCUCUGUGUUUAUGUGUUGUUGGCAAAGAGGUAUACUUACAAGGAUGUGAACAGAAGUGGGAUUGUGGCUGAUUCCUAUAAGGGGGAAAGCAAAGUGUUAGAGGCCUGACAUUCUCCUAUUUCAUGAGGUAUAUGUUCUAGCAUAGUUUUGUAAAAAUGUUUCAGACACUGUCUGCUUCAGUCGAUUUUAAAAAAAUAAAUAAAUUAUGACUAGUUCAUAAGUUUAGAAUAAAAAACAUCACAUUCUAAAAAUUACAUUUCACUUUGUACCAUUCAUUUGGCACAUUUUGUUGCAAAAAACUUAAUUCAAAAAAACUUCAACACAUUUGAGUAAAAAUUUUUAUACAAAAAAAUUAGGAUAAAUUUCACACACCACCCCUAAGAUUUGUCUAAAUUGCACAAAAAAACCGUGUGUUUUUAAAGUAGCACAUACCUCCCUUGUCAUUAAUAGAAGACAGUAAUUGACUAUUUUACCCUUAUUUUAUAACUAUUCCUCUCUAAUUCCUCCACUCUCCUCUCCUUUCCUCUCCCAUCCUAUCUCUUUCUCUCUCAUUUCCCUCUCACACCGAUGGUUUGUUGCCAGUAGCAAUGGUCGUCAUCAACAACAAAUUUCUUUCAGCAAAGCCAUCAUCAUUUGCAAUGGCAAUAGAGUUCCAAACCAUUGAUGGUUUGGCACACCAUGGCAAUGGAAAAAAAAAAAAAAAAAAACCCAUUCCAAUGGAGAAGAAACCCUAGUGCUAUGG
Diospyros lotus (date-plum) is the source of this 2661-nucleotide messenger RNA. Its product is annotated as protein NRT1/ PTR FAMILY 5.6-like. The transcript is spliced from 4 exons. The record is from RefSeq and is a predicted model, not a curated record. Gene Ontology annotation, molecular function: tripeptide transmembrane transporter activity; dipeptide transmembrane transporter activity. Lineage: Eukaryota; Viridiplantae; Streptophyta; Magnoliopsida; Ericales; Ebenaceae. Bases 225 to 2027 code for a protein of 600 amino acids. Gene Ontology annotation, cellular component: membrane. Gene Ontology annotation, biological process: transmembrane transport; dipeptide transport.